CAACGCAGGCUUCUAGCACGCAUCAUUGUACAGUGUCCAAAUCACACCAUACAUGGCGCUUGUGAUCAAAUCCAGCUACCAUUUUCCAAACCUGCCCAGACUUCCAACCUCACUCAUCCCCGAACUCUCAACGUCAUCCACACUCAUAGUCUUUAAUUCAUCUUCAUAUCAAUUCAGCAUCAAGUCUCUCGAGUGUAUUCAGUCACAUUUAUGGCUUCGCGACCCGACAUGGACGACGAAGAUCUGACCUUCCACUGCUGCGCGCCCCUCCGGCCCUCAGAACUCCUUAGACCAAUUGACGUCGGCGACCUGGGCGGCUCAGGUCAUGCAGGAAAAUCAACCUUUCUCGCCUGGCCCAUCUUCGGCCCUCUCCUCUUCCAAAACGAAACAAGCGACGCGCGUGAUCACUGCGCGAAUGAGAGGACAUUCCUGAGCUACCUCCGCCUUUCAGUCUACAUGUCCAUCGUCGCCGUCGCAAUCGUCCUCUCCUUCCACCUGAAAUCCGAACCAAGCCAACUCGAGCUGCGCAUGGCCAAACCACUCGGCAUCAUCUUUUGGAUCUUGGCUGUUGCAUGUCUGUGUCUUGGGAUUGGGAACUAUAUUAAAACCGUGAACAAGUAUAGUCGCAAAGCGGCCAUCGUGCAAACCGGAUGGAGAACGCAGCUCGUCCUCGCCGUGGUGGCCCUCAGCAUCGUAGGAACAUGCGUUGUCCUACUUGUCAUCACAAAAAUCUCAGCAAACGCUCGAGAAGGAAAUCAAAACUCGUCAAACACCGACACCGCAGCAGCAGCUUUUGCCGCCGGACAAGUCUUGAAAUAGAAACACUUGUGCUAAAGAAUUUCAAUUCGCCUUGAUUUAUAUCGCCCCCCGCCGUUUUGUGCCUUUAUCUUCGUCGCGCCGUGUCAGUCCAUGCUGAUGUUCCAUCCAUCCCGUGGGUAUAUAAAAAGGGUCUAUAUAGUAUACACUUUGGCACAAAAUUCUUCCAAACCCCUUUGGCCAACGGGCUUUUAUUCUUUUCGUGUUUUGCUCUGCAUCUUCCUUAUUCUCCAUUAACCCUUGAGUUUACCAUCGGGCGUGCAGAACAGAUCCCUCGCGGACCCAUCCACGUGAUCCCGCUGGGACUCUUCUUUGCUGCAGCCGCCG
Molecule: messenger RNA, 1143 nt
Organism: Colletotrichum godetiae
Lineage: Eukaryota; Fungi; Ascomycota; Sordariomycetes; Glomerellales; Glomerellaceae
Exons: 5
Coding region: 211-819 (202 amino acids)
Source: RefSeq, a predicted model, not a curated record